Molecule: messenger RNA, 2136 nt
Organism: Fusarium odoratissimum NRRL 54006
Lineage: Eukaryota; Fungi; Ascomycota; Sordariomycetes; Hypocreales; Nectriaceae
Exons: 8
Coding region: 335-1342 (335 amino acids)
Biological process (GO): positive regulation of cytoplasmic translation
Cellular component (GO): cytoplasm
Molecular function (GO): translation regulator activity; zinc ion binding; mRNA binding
Source: RefSeq, a predicted model, not a curated record
GUUUUUGAUAAGUGCUUGCCCCAGGCAACAGUGAUUCACUGCCUUCUUCCAUCCUGCUCUUUUUUCCCUCCUCCCACUAGGUUCUCUUCUUCUUCCUUCCUCAACCGCAUUUGCAUUCCUCAACAUCUCUCAUCCGCAUAAGAAGGCACAGGAUCCUUGCGCUUGGCUUUGAGAGAUAUCUCUGAGAGAAGGCUCUGUUUUCUUUCUCCUCUUUUCAACUCUGAGUGCCCUCGUGCUGGGAAACAACUUGCUGUUGUCUUUGCUGGUCGACACUUCCGUUGGUAGUCAGACAAUACUCAAUCCUCAAGACUCGAGUUGACGAUCUACUUCCAUCAUGUCGGACUGGAACAACGAUCAGGGUGGUUCGGCCCAUCCGAACACAUUUGAGCAAGAGAACUGGACCAACAGUGGCCAAGCUGAAAACACAUCCGCCGACAACGCCGGCUUCGGUAACGAUGAUUUUGACAAUGGCGAUGGCUUUGUAGGCGAACAGCCCACGGGUAAUGAGAAGUGUUUCGGCUGUGGCGAGACUGGUCACCGCCGUGCCGAGUGUCCCAACCCUCAGGAGAUGACCUGCCGCUUCUGUAAGCAGCCCGGUCAUAUGAUCAAGGAGUGUCCCGAUAAGCCUCCCAUGAUCUGCGAAAACUGUGGUGAUGAAGGCCACAUGCGCAAGAAUUGCGAAAAGCCUCGCAAGAUUAACCGCGACCACGUCGCUGAUGUCAGCGCCGAUGACGCCUGGAACAAAAUCAAACAGGCCGCCAUUGAGCGAGACGUCGACGACGCCAAGGAGGCUGUUGAGGAGUACAUCAAGGCAGUGGAUGGCGACAUUACCUAUCGCCAGCUCCAGGAAGCUUUGAUCGACCAAGGCAUUGGUCUCUGGCUCAUUCCUACUGAGCGAUCUCUCAUCCAAGUUUUCACCAACAUGGAUCUCCAGGGCCAUAUCGACAAGAAAUACACCAUUUCUUAUCGCUUUGUCGAGCAGGCAGAUCGUCCUCGCGAGCUUGAAGGAUGGCCCAAGAGCCGCGAUGAGCUUCUCUCUCGUCUGGACGACGCUGGCGAAGUCGUGGAUCGAGGUGUUCCUCUUUGCCUGAACUGCAAGGAGCUUGGACAUAUCUCCAAGUUUUGUACUCAGGAGAAGACGGAACGCAGUGAUGCGGUCAAGAUCUCCUGCUUCAACUGCGGUGCGGAUGGCCAUCGGGUCAGAGACUGUCCUGAGCCACGUGUGGACAAGAAUGCUUGCAAGAAUUGCGGUAAAUCUGGUCACCGGGCCGCUGACUGUGAGGAGCCCCCUAACCCUGCCAAUGUCGAAUGCCGCAAGUGCAACGAGAGUGAGUUUAUCUGAUACGUUUGCACUGGGAUUAUUCUAACUGUUGUAGUGGGUCACUUUGCCAAAGAUUGUCCUCAAGGCGGUGGCAGCCGCGCUUGCCGCAACUGUGGUCAGGAGGGCCAUAUCUCGAAAGACUGUGACCAGCCUCGAGACAUGUCCACUGUGACUUGCCGCAACUGUGAGAAGCAAGGACACUUCAGCAGGGAGUGUCCUGAGCCGAAGGAUUGGAGCAAGGUUCAAUGCUCCAACUGUCAGGAGUACGGCCACACCAAAAUUCGAUGCAAGGUCCCUCCUGUCGAUGAGGCUGACGGCUUCGGCGUUGCUGGUGACGGUGACGGGGACGGUGGAUGGUCCAACGCUGAUGCCGUGGGAGGUGGUGAUGGCUACGGCAACCAGAACACUGGUGGCAACGACGGGUGGUAAACACCAUUUAUGGCAUGGACCUGUCCUGGAAGACAGUCUCUUCUGCGAUUUUAAUGCGUAUAGUUGGUGAACGGCAUUUAACGGACGAAACGAGGUAGUAAAAAAGGGGUGAUGUGGGAAGCGAUUUCGUCAGAGGUUGGCCGUUGGAAGUAAUUAAUCCAUGCACCCACGAAAAUGCCCAAUUAGGCGUGCGGUCGCAAUCGUUAAUACUAGUCACCUUGACCACGCAGCGAAGGUUUUCGUGACAUGCUUGAAAUGGUUAAGAUGUUGUGAGAUCGGGUAUCUUCAGAUCAUAGAGAUCCAUUUAGGCAUUGGGAUUGGGUCCAUUGGGAGAUAUUCCCAUAUGCUGGUAGCUAAUUUAUUUUCACAUUUUCUCGAGUGCAACA